Messenger RNA from Pogonomyrmex barbatus (red harvester ant), 806 nucleotides. RefSeq names its product transmembrane protein 161-like emei (gene emei). The record is from RefSeq and is a predicted model, not a curated record. NCBI's taxonomy places the organism in Eukaryota, Metazoa, Arthropoda, Insecta, Hymenoptera, Formicidae.
AUUCUACAAACAUUCUAAUCUAAAAUCUUAAUUUGAGAACUGAUUUUGGUCCAAAAGUAGUCAAAAUUUAAUUAAUCCUCUUUUUGUAUGUUACAGAUUGCAGCUGUGUAUUACUACCUAUGCGUAGUAGCGUUACAAUUUGUCGUUCCCAUAAUUAUAUGUUUAUUUUUUACAUUUCUGUAUAAAACACUGGGUGAUUUUACCUGGGAAGGUAUUUUAAAAAAAACUUUAGAGGAAGAGUGUCCAGUGAACGAAUUACCGAAAUCAUUAUCGUCUGCAAUUAGUACUGAUGAUAUCGAUAAAACUAUAAUACAAACUACUGAAGAAAUUCAACUUACACUUGGUUCAUUAAAACAGAUAUUUACUACAGACGUGUACAGAGGUAUCUUAGGAUUAGCAACAUGGUGGAGUUGUUUUGCAUUAUUUGCAACUAGUGCUAUGGGCAUGUUCUAUCAAUCAUAUUUCUCAAAUGUGUGAAGAGAUCUUUUAGGAAAAAAGAAUCCUGAUAUCAUUUCGCACAAAUUUUCAUUAGUUCAUAGCUCAAUCAUUUAUUAUAGAUAAUGUUGUCUAUCGAGAUACGUAUUUUUAGAUUUUACCUAUUUUACCUAUUUUACCUAUCGUCAAAUAAUUAAAAUAAUAGCGUUCUGUACAGUUUUGUAAUGUGCGUAUGGUAAUAAAUAUCGCAUUAUAAAUAAAAAUAUUCUCUCUAGAACUUAAAAAUACUUUUUAGAACUGAUUGAAAAAAUAUUUAAAGCCUAUAUUUAAUGUGCACAAUCUACAAAUAAAACAAGAAGAGAAAGAAAAAU